Molecule: messenger RNA, 1086 nt
Organism: Sphaeroforma arctica JP610
Lineage: Eukaryota; Ichthyosporea; Ichthyophonida
Exons: 8
Coding region: 8-961 (317 amino acids)
Molecular function (GO): CoA-ligase activity
Source: RefSeq, a predicted model, not a curated record
AGCGUUAAUGAAACAUGGUGAAGGCACACGCCAACUCGCGCUGCUGCCUAUGUUCCACAUCUAUGGGUUUCUGAUGUGCAUCAAUGUUGGACUAAGCAAAGGAUGGACCAUGACUGUCCUCAAUGGCUUUGUACCGGACUCCUUCCUGGGCACUAUCCAAGACCACAAGAUACAGAUUAUUCAUCUGGUGCCCCCAAUUUUCAUAUUUUUGGCGAAACAUCCCAAGGUGGAUGAGUACGACCUUUCAUCGUUGGAGAAUCUGUUCUCCGGUGCCGCUCCGCUAAUGAAAGAUGUCACGAUGCAAGUGCAGGGUCGUCUACCAAGCAUGAAACCCGUCAGGCAACUGUACGGCAUGACCGAGUUGAGUCCCGUGGCGUUGGGUGACCUCGAAGACCCGACCAUCGGCAGCUGUGGUGUUUUAAUACCGAACUGUGAGAUGAAGUUCCUGUGCGUGCACACACAGGCUGAGGUGGCCCCUGGAGAAGAGGGCGAGGUGUGUGUGCGAGGCCCCAAUGUCAUGAAAGAGUACUACAAACGCCCCGAAGAGACCGAUGCGUCCUUCACAGACGACGGCUUUUUGCGCACUGGCGAUGUGGGUUAUAUGGACAAGAACGGGCGAGUCUUUAUUGUGGACCGCAUGAAGGAGCUCAUCAAGGUGAAAGGGUUUCAGGUCGCCCCGACUGAACUAGAAGAUCUUCUCCUGAGCCAUGCUAGUGUGGACGACUCGGCUGUGAUAGCACGCCCGGAUGAAUUUGCCGGAGAGCUGCCCAAGGCCUACGUCGUACUGAAGAAGGGCCACAGUAUCACAGAGGAAGAUAUGCGCGAGUGGGUAAAUUCAUCAGUGUCAUCACACAAGAAACUUGUUGAAGUCGAGUUCAUCGCACAAAUACCAAAGAAUCCAUCAGGAAAAAUUCUGCGUCGGGUAUUACGGGAUAUGGAGAAAGAAAAACUCAAUUUGUGAACGUCGGCGACUCGGUGGCACGGUGCCCACAAUGACCCGAAUAAUCUUCACGGCCUCACGUGCCAUACAGUAACAGAAGUAUUCAAGAUUUCCAUGGAACAAAAAUAAAUAUAUAAAACGUUGCA